GGCCGCCAUGGGGCAGGACUACUACGCCGUGCUGGAGCUGGGCCGCGGCGCCACGGCCGCCGACAUCAAGAAGGCCUAUCGGAAACUGGCCUUGAAGAACCACCCUCUAAAAUGCAAGGAGCCCUGGGCGCCGGAGAAGUUCAGGCAGCUGGCGGAGGCCUACGAUGUGCUGAGCGACCCCAUGAAGAAAGGCAUCUACGACAAGUUUGGAGAAGAGGGUCUCAAAGGCGGCAUCCCCUUGGAGUUCGGUGGCGAGAACCCCUGGACCGUCGGCUACGUGUUUCACAAUAACCCUGACAAAGUCUUCAAGGAGUUCUUUGGUGGAGACAACCCCUUUGCGGAGUUCUUUGCCGAGGAUGGCUCGGAGUUAAUCCUGCCCUUCGGAGGGCUGCGAGGACGAGGAGCGAUGAAGCAAGACCCCCCGAUCGUGCGGGAUCUCUGCCUCUCCCUUGAAGACCUGUUCUACGGCUGCACCAAGAAGAUUAAGAUCUCCCGCAGGGUGAUGAAUGAAGAUGGUCAAACGAGCACCAUCAGAGAUAAGAUCCUAACGAUUGACGUGCAGCCGGGGUGGAAGCAGGGUACCAGGAUCACCUUUGAGAAGGAAGGGGACCAGGGCCCAAAUGUCAUUCCCGCUGACAUCACCUUCGUUGUCCAAGAGAAACUCCACCCAAGGUUUAAAAGGGCCAACGACAACCUCGCUUACGUCGCCACCAUCCCCCUGGGAAAGGCGCUGAUCGGUUGCACGGUGGACGUGAGGACGCUGGACGGGAGGCUGCUGAACAUCCCCAUCAACGACAUCGUGGACCCCAAGUACUGUAAAGUGGUGCCAGGGGAGGGGAUGCCGCUGCCCCGGGACCCCCGGCGCAAGGGUGACCUCCUCAUAUAUUUCAACAUCUGCUUUCCCAAGAAGCUCACGCCUGACAAGAAAAUGCUCUUGAAAAGCGCCCUCCUGUCCUAGGGGCCGAUGACCUUCCCCCUCUCCUCCCACCAAUAAAGCUCUGGAGCCAGCACUGUGACCGGGCAGAGGUUGUUCCCGGUGCUGAGCACCCUAAAACA
Molecule: messenger RNA, 1056 nt
Organism: Aptenodytes forsteri (emperor penguin)
Lineage: Eukaryota; Metazoa; Chordata; Aves; Sphenisciformes; Spheniscidae
Gene: DNAJB13
Product: DnaJ heat shock protein family (Hsp40) member B13
Exons: 8
Coding region: 8-958 (316 amino acids)
Cellular component (GO): cytosol
Molecular function (GO): protein-folding chaperone binding
Source: RefSeq, a predicted model, not a curated record